Dibothriocephalus latus is the source of this 219-nucleotide messenger RNA. The record is from the annotation of a GenBank genome assembly. Lineage: Eukaryota; Metazoa; Platyhelminthes; Cestoda; Diphyllobothriidea; Diphyllobothriidae.
AUGCCCAAACGCGAAUCCUGGAAGUCCAGCAUCGAGCGAUCUGAACUGCCCGAGGAUCUGGAACGAGCCGUGGUCCGAGAGAUGCGCCAGGUUGUCGAGAAAGCCGGCAAUGAGCGGGAUAUCGCCAAGGAGCUGAAGGCCUUCCUCGAGAAGGAAGUCGGUGGACGCUGGUGCGGCAUUGUGGGCACCGCCUUUGGCACUACCAUUCCCAAGUCUUAG